Messenger RNA from Oldenlandia corymbosa var. corymbosa, 2718 nucleotides. Lineage: Eukaryota; Viridiplantae; Streptophyta; Magnoliopsida; Gentianales; Rubiaceae. The record is from the annotation of a GenBank genome assembly.
UAUAUAUUUUCGCCUUUGGUUCUCUAUGAAUAAUGCGAUCACUGAUGAAUUUUGAUUCUACUGCAUCUCUUUUCCCUGUUUUUCCUCUUCCCAUCCCAAUCAAUACCCUUCUUCUACUGCUGCCGUGCUACAUUUUCUCUCUCACUGUCAUUAUUAAUUCUGCAUAUAAAUGCAAUCUAUUUAUAUAUAUAACCGUUUCCCUAAAACCCAAAACUCCAAAAGGGACAGUUCAGCGUAGAUUGCAACUCUCAACUCAAGAAAGCAUCGGAAUCAGCUUUUUUUUGUGAGUGUCUUUUCUGGGUUUUUUUUUUCUUCGCAAUAAAGGCUGGUUCUUUAUUUUUUGUUUGGGCAAUUGUAUAGAAGUAGUGUAAAGGUUGGAUUUUUCUGGGUGGGUUUUUGGAGGGGAGAAGAAUUUAUUCAGUGAUGCAGAAGUGGAAGCGGCGGACGGUGGCAGUGGUGAGGAGGCUGCUAACGUGCGCUAUAGUGGUAAUAGGUCUGUUGGCACUGGUUUUCGUUCACAUUCGGGUGGAAUUACCUUCCACUGAAGAAAUCACCAAGUUGCCUACAACGCACGAAAUCGAGCAUCAAAAUCUGCAAACAGAGGAAAAUUGGGAAAAAGAGCUUGCUCCACCUCACCUUUCUAAAACGUCUCAAUCUGCUCGCAAGUUGGAUGGUGCGAGUGGGACUUCAAAUUCAAACAAGUUAUGGAAGCCACCCCCAAAUCGGGACUAUACACCUUGUGUUGCCCCAAGUCCAUAUUAUACACCUCCUCCAGAAUCUCGUGGUUACCUGCUAGUUCAUACAAAUGGCGGGUUAAAUCAGAUGAGGGCUGGGAUAUGUGACAUGGUUGCUGUUGCUCGUAUAAUAAACGCUACUCUUGUGAUCCCGGAGCUUGACAAGCAUUCCUUCUGGCAGGAUUCCAGCAAUUUCUCUGAUGUUUUCGACGAGGAUCAUUUCAUUGAUUCCUUGAAAAAUGACGUUAAAAUUAUCAAAAAGCUCCCGAAGGAGCUGGCACAUGCUAAUAGAACAGUCAAGCAAUUCAGAAGUUGGUCCGGUUUACAGUACUAUGAGGAAGAGAUAGCUCCCAUGUGGGAUCAAUAUCAGGUUAUUCGAGCAGCCAAGUCUGAUUCUCGUUUAGCAAACAAUAACCUGCCACCAGACAUUCAAAAGUUGCGCUGCCGGGCUUGCUAUGAAGCAUUACGCUUUGCUCCCGAAAUUGAAGCGACGGGGAAGUUGUUGAGGGAUCGAAUGAGAGCAUAUGGUCCCUACAUUGCUUUACAUUUGCGAUUUGAGAAAGAUAUGCUGUCCUUUAGUGGAUGCACACAUGAUUUAUCUCCUGAAGAAGCUGAGGAACUCAAGUCAAUUAGAGAAAACACCUCUUGGUGGAAGGUAAAAGAAAUCGAUCCUGUGGAACAAAGAGCUAAAGGGUUUUGUCCAUUGACUCCCAAGGAGGUUGGGAUCUUUCUUAGUGCUCUUGGAUUUCAGUCAACCACCCCCAUAUACAUUGCAGCUGGAGAAAUAUAUGGAGGGGAUUUGCAUAUGGCUGAUCUGCAUUCACGUUUUCCCUUGCUGAUGAAUAAGGAAAAGUUGGCCUCAGCUGAGGAACUUGAACCAUUUGCUAAUCACGCGUCUCAAAUGGCUGCUUUGGAUUAUAUCGUAUCAAUUCAGAGUGACGUAUUCAUUCCUUCAUACUUUGGGAAUAUGGCAAGGGCAGUUGAAGGACAUCGGCGUUUUCUUGGGCAUAAGAAAACAAUUUCCCCUGACAGGAAAGCAUUUGUUCGGCUUUUUGACAAAUAUGAGGCAGGAACAAUCAAAGAUUUCAAAACUUUGGCAAACCGAGUUAUUGAGAUACACAGAAGACGGUAUGUUAAAAGUUUAUAAUGGCCAGUUUUCAUAAAUCUCUUUUAUGGAGCCAAUUUUUUUGGCAUUUUCAAUGGCAAGGAAAUUCAUCCUGCUGAUUUCCUCAGGCAAGGGUCACCGAGGAAGAGAAAAGGUCCUAUAUCUGGAACAAAAGGAAUGGACAGAUUUCGUUCAGAAGAGGCAUUCUACGUGAACCCAUUACCCGAUUGUUUGUGUCAGAAGGAAUCACCAAUUUUGAAUAGCUCAGCUAUCAUGAGAUAGCCAACAUUCAUUUGCAUUAAUCUAGUUCAUUUACACUUUUUGAGGGGGCUUCUACGGCACUGGUGUAUAUGUAAUUAGUUGCAGAGUGACAUUUGACUUCACAACAUUUGAAGGGUGCAAAUGUGCAUAUGUUGACAGCAGGGGUCCUUGUAGACUGACCGAUAUCUUUCAGAGAUGAGUUGCUUGGGUUCCCAUUUAGUCAGCACCUUGAUUAUUUAGAUAUCUUUAUGAGAUGUAGUUGCUUGGAUUCCCAUUUAGUCAGCACCUUGAUUAUCUAGAGGUAUCAUCCAUUUCAUAGAAGAUUUAGGUUGUAAAAAGUUCAUUAGGAAAGGUUAAUGCAGCAUUUUGUUGUUUCUCAACAAAGCUGAUGUGUUUUAUUAGUCAUCCUGGAUGUUCAUCUAUCUAAUUCAAUAAAGUUCCAGAAAGAAAAAGAAAAAAUAGUUCUUUACUAUUUCCUAAGUUCCCUUUGUUCAGUUUUGCCUAUUCUUUUGGGUUUCCUUUGAGAAAGAAUGGCUGGGAUUACCUGCUUCCCAGAUUGACUACCUUCAUCCGAGCAAAUAUUGACAUGUUAUAAUGUAUUAUUGUUACUCCCUCCGU